CACUCUUCUUCUAUCUGUCUCUAUAAGCAACUUUCGCCGCCAGGAUCCUCCCUUUCUCUUAACCCUUCUCUCUCUCUUCUGCUCUUCAUUUCCCCUCUUAUACAUAUCUAUUCUUUAUCCUUCAUACACUAUUUUUAAUACCCCUGCCUUGCACUACUCUCCCUCCCAUUGUUGUCCCAUACCUCUCCCCUCCGCCGCCCUGCACGUAGCCGCUGUUCAUCCAUGUGUGAUUUACCAUGGAUCUCAACAAGCGGCUCUUUCGCCUCGACAUCGAGAACAACAAGAGCCAACCGCCACCCCUCAAUUUCACCAUGGUCACCACUCCCCCCGAUGAGGAUGAAGACGACGAGCUUAGCCCCUUGAAGCUCCGUGAAGAAUCCUCGAAACCUUCGCAGAUUGAUCUCGCUAAGCGCGUAGACCCCGUCGCGAAUGUACAGCCGUUCGACGCCGCUCUGAGUCGCAUUUAUCGCCACACACCCACCCCGACCGUGGUGUUGGACGCUUCCUUGCAAGUCGUGGAAGUCUCAGAUUCGCACUUGUCGUUUGCCGGCCUGUCAAGGGAUGUGGCAUUGGAAAGCUUCAUUUGCGAUAUCUGUCCUCGCGUCAUCCCCGCCCUCGACAUUGCCACACUCUAUGGCGCGCUUCGGGCGGCGAUCACGUCGCGAGACAUCCAGCAUGUCGACAACAUCCACCUGCCCGACCCCAACUCCUACUACUCACUGCGUAUAACCCCGAUCUACGAGAAGAGCACACUGUUGUACAUGACACUCGAAGCGCACUCCAUCACCAAGAAAUUCUCUAACCCUACAAAUAACCAUCACUCCUAUGUCAACGAUACUUACAAGGUGCUUCUGGACACCGUCAAGGAUUAUGCCAUCUUCAUGCUGGACACGCGAGGUAACAUCGUGACGUGGAACUCCGGUGCCGCCAUUCUGAAAGGGUACAGCGCCCGAGACAUCAUCGGAAAGCACUUCUCCACAUUCUACGGGGAGGAAGAUCGUCUCGCUGAUAAGCCUGGAAAGGAACUGGUCGUCUGUCUUCGGGAGGGCAAGGUGGAAGACGAAGGCUGGCGAUACCGGAAAGACGGUUCACGAUUCUGGGCUAACGUGCUGAUCACCCCGAUGUACGAGUUCGGGCGCCACAUCGGCUUCACUAAGGUCACGCGGGACUUGACCGAGCGCAAUGCCGCCGAAGCACGCAUGAUCGCCGCCUUCGAGGAGUCGGCCAAACUCAAGACCGAUUUCUUGGCGAACAUGAGCCACGAGAUCCGUACGCCCAUGAAUGGCAUGCUUCUCGCCUUGACGACACUUAUGGAAGCGGGCUUGACCGAGCGGCAGCGUGAGUACGCCUCAAUCAUCGAGGAUUCGACCUCCCUUUUACUGCAGGUCAUCAACGAUGUCUUGGAUUACUCAAAACUGUCGUCUGGCUCCUUCUCGCUGCACCCUGACGCGUUCAGUGUCGACAAUGUCACCGGUGCCGUGGUGCGCAAUUGCAAAAGCACUUUGAAACCUGACGUGGAGCUGGUUAGUUACAUCGCCCCGGGCUUCCCCUUACAGGUUGAAGGUGAUCCUCUGCGGUACCGCCAGGUACUUCAGAACCUGGUGGGAAACGCAGUCAAGUUCACCGACAAGGGCUACGUCAAGAUCCAGACCUCUUUCGCUGAAGAUAUGGCCGACCCGACGCUUCUCAACAUCACCACGGAAGUGUUCGACACCGGAGUAGGAGUCCCUGAGGAUGCGCAUAGCUCACUGUUCACCCCAUUCACCCGCUUUGCCGACUCAAGCACGAGAAGAUAUCAAGGUACAGGCCUUGGCCUGUCGAUCUGCAAGAGUUUGGCGGAGCUUAUGGAUGGCAGUGUCGGUUUCCGACCAAAUCCCGAAGGUCGUGGCAGUGUAUUUUGGAUGACGACCAAGAUGCGUCGGGUCGAUAUUAAGGUACCUUUGCGGACCCUUAGUCCCGGUUCCCUUGUGGAGAACGAUGAGGAUAUUGAGGCCAAAAUUCACGCUCUCGCACCUCACAAAUAUGUGUUGCUUGUGGAAGAUAAUCUGGUGAAUCAGAUGGUCAUGCUCAAGCUCCUCAAAAACAUGGGCUUUGCCCGGGUCGAUGCUGCUUGGGAUGGAGCAGAAGCCGUGCGCCUGGUUAAGCAACAACCGUUUGCCUACAACUUGAUUCUGAUGGAUAUCAACAUGCCGAUUUUGGACGGUGUUGAAGCGACUCAGCAGAUCCGGCAGAUGGGGCUGGACGUCCCCAUUAUUGCACUUACCGGCAACGCGCUCAAGGGUGAUGCGGAGAUGUACAUGGCUAAAGGCAUGAGCGAUUACAUCGGGAAGCCUAUUCAUCGGAAACAGCUUACCCGGUUGAUCUGGAAAUGGAUUGGCACCUGAUUGGACACUAACAAGCCAAUUUUGUUGUUCUGACCUGUCGUCUUUCGCAACAAACCGGUGGCUAAUCUAAUCGCUCUAGACCUGCUAUCUGCGACGGCGCGUUGAGAGCUGGUCUCUGCCUCAAUAGCCGCACCCCAACCAAGCAGCAGCCCAGAUGGGGGAACCAAAGGUCCCUCGGCUACA
Messenger RNA from Aspergillus homomorphus CBS 101889, 2567 nucleotides. RefSeq names its product sensor histidine kinase/response regulator Fos-1/TcsA (gene fos-1). Gene Ontology annotation, biological process: phosphorelay signal transduction system; phosphorylation. The record is from RefSeq and is a predicted model, not a curated record. The transcript has a single exon. Lineage: Eukaryota; Fungi; Ascomycota; Eurotiomycetes; Eurotiales; Aspergillaceae. Gene Ontology annotation, molecular function: phosphorelay sensor kinase activity. Bases 237 to 2384 code for a protein of 715 amino acids.